Molecule: messenger RNA, 1099 nt
Organism: Cyprinodon tularosa
Lineage: Eukaryota; Metazoa; Chordata; Actinopteri; Cyprinodontiformes; Cyprinodontidae
Exons: 1
Biological process (GO): DNA integration; DNA recombination
Molecular function (GO): DNA binding
Source: RefSeq, a predicted model, not a curated record
AAUUUAACCACUGCCGGGCUCCCUCAGAGUGUAAUUAAUACUAUCCAAAACGCCAGGGCUCCCUCCACUAGGAACCUAUAUGGCUCCAAGUGGGGACUGUUUGAGCGGUGGUGUCUUGAACGGGACUACGUUCCUUUUCAGUGUUCUGUACCAGCGAUUCUGUCGUUUUUACAGGAACUGAUUGAUAAAGGAAAAGCUUUUUCCACGGUUAAGGUUUAUCUGGCAGCUAUAGCAGCAUGCCAUAUAGGAUUUGGAGACAAAACGGCGAGCCAACACCCUUUGGUUUGUCGGUUUAUGAAGGGCGCCCGCAGGCUCCUCCCCGUCUCCAGACCUUUGCUGCCUCCGUGGGAUUUGUCGGUGGUUCUGGAGGGGCUUAAGGGACCCCCAUUUGAACCGUUGUUGGGGUCCAGUCUUAAACAUCUGUCUCUCAAGACAGUGCUGUUACUGGCCCUGGCCUCUGCGAAACGAGUCAGCGACAUUCAUGCGCUAUCUGUGAGCCCCGCAUGUACCCGGUUCGACCCGGAAUACACGCGUAUGGUUCUGAAGCCCAACCCGGCCUUUGUUCCUAAAGUGGUUGGUUCUUGUUCACCGAUCGAGCUAGCGGCGUUCGCCGCCCCCCCAGGUGAACGGCGAGCGCACACGCUGUGCCCUGUUCGAGCCGUGCGCUCUUAUAUGGACAGGACGCAGAGCUUCAGGAUGAGUGAUCAGCUCUUUGUCUCCUGGGCGGAGCCCCGUAAGGGGCAGCCGAUCACAAAGCAACGCCUCGCCCACUGGGUGGUGGAGGCUAUAGCUUUGGCGUAUGGAAGCAGGGGUCUGCAGCCCCCGGCGGGUCUGCGUGCACACUCUACCCGCGGGAUGGCUGCGUCCUGGGCUUUAUUUCGGGGAGUGUCCGUUCAGGACAUUUGUUCAGCGGCGAAUUGGUCUUCGCCUCUGACUUUUGUCCGGUUCUACAUGCUUGACGUGUCUGGACCGUGCGUGGCCAGUGCGGUCCUAGAGUCAUAACUGACCUUGUGGACCUUCCCCAUCGGCCGGUUCUUGUUCGAUAAGCUGUCUGACAAUACGGGAGCUACCAUAUCCCAUAGCGAGACACCGAGUGAAU